Messenger RNA from Halichondria panicea, 3787 nucleotides. RefSeq lists its product as uncharacterized. NCBI's taxonomy places the organism in Eukaryota, Metazoa, Porifera, Demospongiae, Suberitida, Halichondriidae. The transcript is spliced from 17 exons. The record is from RefSeq and is a predicted model, not a curated record. Gene Ontology annotation, biological process: meiotic sister chromatid cohesion, centromeric; mitotic spindle assembly checkpoint signaling; protein phosphorylation. The coding region runs from base 94 to 3642 and encodes 1182 amino acids. Gene Ontology annotation, molecular function: protein kinase activity; ATP binding. Gene Ontology annotation, cellular component: nucleus.
AAUUGCUGAUCUUGCACGAUUUGAAAGGCGUUUUGUUCGAGCUUCAAGAAAGCUAUUUUAUAGUUGCUAAAGCUACAAGGUAGCAGUAGAACGAUGUCCAAGAGUCGUGUCAGUACUGAAGAAAUUGAGGCCAGGAAAAGAUUGUUUGAGAGUGAGCUACUGGAGUGGGAGAGGAAGGAGGACCCCCUCACUGCGUGGAGUGGCUACCUAGACUGGUUGGAGGGGAAGGGACUGUCUCGACACAGCAGCUACCAGCAUGCCGUGAAAGGAUGCCUCAAAUACUUCAACACUGCCCCACAGUUUAAUGGAGAGAUGCGUCUAGCCAGGAUCUACAUGAGUGCAGUAAGCUGCUCCACAGUGUGUGUGUGUGUGUGUGUGUGUGUACUGUCUCUGUGUUGUUUGCAGGCUGCCAUAUGCAAGGACCCUGUGAGUAUAUACAAGCACAUGCGGGGCCACGGUAUAGGCACCAAGUAUGCCUCCUACUACAAGGCCUUUGCAACCACGCUGGCAGAGAGAGGAGAGAGAGGGGAGGCCAUACGAGUACUAGAGGGGGGUGUUCAAGCCGAGGCACGACCUUUGAACCUGCUCACCCAAUUUAUCACAGAGCUGAAGGGUGGUCAGAUUAGCAAGACUGUACUGGACGACAAGUCUGAACGUAACGAUGGGUUCUACCGACAGUCUGGCAUUGCUGUCCAUUAUCAGAAGGAGCUGGUUUACCCUCGAGAUGGUGGAGAGAUAUCCCUAGAGCAUAUUAGAGGGGCUCUCCCCUGCUACGCCCCCUCAUUCUCCUGCUACGCCCACUCGUUUCCCCUAGGGGAGGAUGACAUGGACAUGACAGAGGCACAGCUGGGACACAUCACCGAGCAUGUACAAUUCAAGCAAAACCACCACUUACCAAGUGUUAGGACUCCCAGGGCUGAGCUGGUGGGCCUGUUAUCUGAUCAUCCACAAACAGACCCACCCCUCUCGGCCUCGAACAGGAAGAGGAUUGUCUCGGAUGAAGACAUUGAGCAACAACUGGUGGAACUCGUACUUGAGAGGGACAGGGAGAUGGCCGAGGGACACACCUCCACCAUGGGAGAUAGCCACGCCCAUAGCCACACCCCCAAUAUAGCCGGGGAUGAUUUAGAGAGAGAAUUGUUUGGUAACGUCAGCAAUGUGAUGAGUCAGCAAGUCUCCAAUCAGACUACAAAAGAAGAGAACCUAUCUGCAGAAGCUAGCCAACCACCGUCACCUCCGCCAGAACUGGUGGCUAACAAGGAAAACAUGAUCCAGUCGAAAACGCCGUUUGAUUUCACUCCAGGAUGUGCUGGUGGAGUCUCCAUCCCAAAGGCAGAGAGUGAUGUCCAUGAGUUAGUAGGUCGCCUUAACUUCAGUGAGGCAGAGCUAAGUGUCCAUCAGCUGAGUAUGCAUCAGAGGAGUGCUCACACGGCCGACCUCUUUAACACAUCACUGGAGUGUGAGAAGAGGGCAAAGCUAACCAAUGAACAGGAACAGUUUGAGAACGAGUUUGCCAACCCUGGAUAUGGUCCCGCCUACCAACCACCCUCUCUUAUCAACGAGAGCAGCUUUGGUGUGUUCCAUGAUUCUUGGGCCGCCAACAAAAGUGUUGGAUUUAGCAAGUCAGCCAUUAGCAAGUCAGCCAUUAGCCGGCCUGAACCUCAGAGGAGCAAUGUUAGUGGCCAGUCUGCCUUCUCAAGAAUGGACACAGCCCCCACCAAGAGAGUGGCAUUGCAAGUUCGUGGACCUGUGGUCAGAAAGCCCCUUCAGCCGCUCUCCAUGACAACAGACACCUCCCACUCUGAGGACUACUCCCUCAACUCGUAUCGCAGGCUUCCUCCUGGAGUGGACUCUCAUGUCAGCUUCCAACCCUCCCUCAUGGCUGACUCCUUCUCUGUGUGUGAAGACCCCACACACGAUCAGUCCAGCUUUGCCCCACACCGCAGGCUUCCUCCUGGAGUGGACUCUCAUGUCAGCUUCCAACCGUCACUCAUGGCUGACUCCUUCUCUGUGUGUGAGGACCCCACACACGAUCAGUCCAGCUUUGCCCCACACCGCAGGCUUCCUCCUGGAGUGGACUCUCAUGUCAGCUUCCAACCGUCACUCAUGGCUGACUCUUUCUCUGUGUGUGAAGACCCCACACACGAUCAGUCCAGCUUUGCCCCAUACCACGACUCCUGGGCUAAACCACCACCGCAGCAACCUUCCCACAGCAACACUGAUGGUGGAGGAGUGUACCAUGCUCCAGUGGGCGUGCCUCUAACGAAGGGACAGGGGAGUGGUGAUAUGAACCGCACCAUUGAUCAGAGCUUCACACAGUUCGAUAUCCCUCGACCCAAGGGGAGCCUCCCUUACUCUGCUGCCUCCACUCCAGCAGGACAGAGGGUCAAUCGCUCUGUGAUGCCCCUCAACAUGGACCUGUCAGUGAUCCCCUCACAUGACCCCCCGGCCACCACAGAGCCCCUCCUCUCCAACAAGCCCCCCCUACCAAGCCAGGGGGUCAUCAACCGGUCCAUAGUAGUAGUCCAACCACCCGCCAGUGCUGAUCUCUCCACCAUCACUGAAGAAUCAGAGAACUAUCGCAGCAGCCAGUCCAGCAGCCGGUUCACUGUCUCCUCUGGCAGUAGCAGGUUCUCCACGUCAUCAGCCAGCAGUCAGGGUACUGUAGAGCUCCUGGCUGAAGGGGUGAAUCCAUUCCAGCCAGCUAUAGUCAACAUGAUGCUUAACAAGGCCGGUGGUUCCGAGCGUAUAACCGUGAUAAUGGGGGAAGCCCCUGAUGUGAUGAGUGGGUGUAUGCUCGUGCUGAAGGGGGUGAAGUAUGCGUGUGUGGGUGUGGAUCGUGAGGUGGGGCUCACCAAACACUGUACGCUGAGACAAGAUGACCUAACUCUCAAGACCCUGAAGGUGUCGAGUGGGUCUCAAGACUGGGAAGUAUCAGUGCUGGAAUUACUAGGAACAAGACUGAACUCGCACAGUCUACAAGGAGCAGUGUCAUCGUUUGUCCAGGUGGAGACAGCUCUGAGGUUUAGACAAUCAUCAUUCCUUAUCAGUCAGUACCAUCCGUACGGCAGUAUACAGGACCUAACUAGCUCUACUAUCUUUGACUGCGUAUCCCUCUACCUCACCUGUGAGCUGGCUACAGCAGUGGCUGCUCUGCAUCAGUGUAAGAUACUGCACACUGCCAUUGCACCACACAACAUCAUGAUCAGGGACUUGAGGAUGUUCCAGGAUGUACGGAGUGCUCUGGGGCAUGGUGUGUGUCUAUUGGACUUUAGUACUGCUGUGGACUUGACCUGUUUCCCUGAUGACGUCAGUUUCGUGGGGAGUGGGAGAACAGUUUGCCCUCAAAUGAAGGAGGGGAAGCCCUGGAAAUGGCAGGUGGACUACUUUGGGCUGGCUGGUGUAAUCCACACGCUGCUGACUGGCACAGGCCUUGUGAUGUAUAAAGACAAUGGUGUCUAUCAUCUGGAUCAUCCAUUACCAAGGAGACAUCGUGCAGUACUGGGCCAGUUAGUAGAUGUGUUGGUCAACUCUGUGGACACUCUACCGUUAAUGGAACUGAUUCAACCCAUACAAGCACAGUUACUGACCACACCCAACAAGACGUUCCGUAGAGAAGUGCAGCAAUGCUACAAGAGCUAGCCUGCUGACAGUGCAUGUGACUUAUUCAUUCACAAUUAGAAUUGUUUUCUUGAUUGUAUAUACAUGUAUGUACGUAUCAAUACCAUGAUUGUUGUGUUCAAAAUGUCAAAGUUAUAAUGUGAUAUUAAAUGAAUAUGAGAAUUAA